Molecule: messenger RNA, 3114 nt
Organism: Lepus europaeus (European hare)
Lineage: Eukaryota; Metazoa; Chordata; Mammalia; Lagomorpha; Leporidae
Gene: CTNNA2
Product: catenin alpha 2
Exons: 18
Coding region: 139-2856 (905 amino acids)
Biological process (GO): cell-cell adhesion; cell migration
Cellular component (GO): catenin complex; adherens junction; actin cytoskeleton
Molecular function (GO): actin filament binding; structural molecule activity; cadherin binding
Source: RefSeq, a predicted model, not a curated record
GGCCAGAGGCGGCUGCAGCAGCUGCUGCCCUCGUCCCCGCCGCCGCCUCUCCAGCUCCUUCUGUGAUUACCACUCCAGCUGCUGCGAACAGGCGAGAGAGGAGGAGGCGAGAAACUCCCACCGACCCACAGAGGGAGCAUGACUUCAGCAACAUCACCUAUCAUUUUAAAAUGGGAUCCCAAAAGUUUGGAAAUCCGGACACUAACCGUAGAAAGGCUGUUGGAGCCACUUGUUACGCAGGUGACGACACUUGUCAACACAAGCAACAAAGGUCCAUCUGGUAAAAAGAAAGGGAGGUCAAAGAAAGCCCACGUACUGGCUGCAUCUGUAGAGCAAGCCACCCAGAAUUUCCUGGAGAAGGGUGAACAGAUUGCUAAGGAGAGUCAAGAUCUCAAAGAAGAGUUGGUGGCUGCGGUGGAGGAUGUGCGCAAACAAGGUGAGACGAUGCGCAUCGCCUCCUCUGAGUUUGCUGAUGACCCGUGCUCGUCGGUGAAGCGUGGCACCAUGGUGCGGGCGGCAAGGGCCUUGCUCUCGGCUGUAACGCGCUUACUCAUCCUGGCAGACAUGGCCGAUGUCAUGAGACUUUUAUCUCAUCUGAAAAUUGUAGAAGAGGCCCUGGAAGCUGUCAAAAAUGCUACCAAUGAGCAAGACCUGGCAAACCGUUUUAAAGAGUUUGGAAAAGAGAUGGUGAAACUUAACUAUGUAGCAGCAAGAAGACAACAGGAGCUGAAGGACCCUCACUGUCGGGAUGAGAUGGCAGCUGCCCGAGGAGCUCUGAAGAAAAACGCCACAAUGCUGUACACAGCCUCCCAGGCGUUUCUCCGCCACCCAGAUGUUGCCGCCACAAGAGCCAACCGCGAUUAUGUGUUCAAACAAGUCCAGGAGGCCAUCGCCGGCAUCUCCAAUGCUGCUCAAGCUACCUCGCCCACUGACGAAGCCAAAGGCCACACGGGCAUCGGCGAGCUGGCUGCCGCUCUAAAUGAAUUUGAUAACAAGAUUAUCCUGGACCCCAUGACGUUCAGUGAGGCCCGCUUCCGGCCGUCGCUGGAGGAGCGGCUGGAGAGCAUCAUCAGCGGCGCGGCGCUCAUGGCCGACUCCUCGUGCACGCGAGACGACCGGCGCGAGCGGAUCGUGGCCGAGUGCAACGCCGUGCGGCAGGCGCUGCAGGACCUGCUCAGCGAGUACAUGAACAACACUGGAAGGAAAGAAAAAGGAGAUCCUCUAAACAUUGCAAUUGAUAAGAUGACCAAGAAAACAAGAGAUCUCAGGAGACAGCUUCGAAAAGCAGUGAUGGAUCACAUAUCUGAUUCCUUCUUGGAAACCAACGUCCCUUUGCUCGUUCUCAUUGAGGCUGCAAAGAGUGGGAAUGAAAAGGAAGUGAAAGAAUACGCCCAGGUUUUCCGUGAACAUGCCAAUAAACUGGUGGAGGUUGCCAACUUGGCCUGCUCAAUAUCCAACAAUGAGGAAGGGGUGAAAUUAGUCCGGAUGGCAGCCACUCAGAUUGACAGCCUGUGUCCCCAGGUCAUCAAUGCUGCUCUCACACUGGCUGCCCGGCCACAGAGCAAAGUCGCUCAGGAUAACAUGGAUGUCUUCAAAGACCAGUGGGAAAAGCAGGUUCGAGUGCUGACCGAGGCCGUGGAUGAUAUCACGUCAGUGGAUGACUUCCUCUCUGUCUCAGAAAACCAUAUCUUGGAAGAUGUGAACAAGUGUGUGAUCGCCCUCCAAGAGGGUGAUGUGGACACUCUGGACAGGACUGCAGGUGCCAUUAGGGGCCGGGCAGCUCGAGUAAUACACAUCAUCAAUGCUGAGAUGGAGAACUAUGAAGCUGGGGUUUAUACUGAGAAAGUGCUGGAAGCUACAAAAUUGCUUUCUGAGACAGUGAUGCCACGAUUUGCUGAACAAGUUGAGGUUGCCAUUGAAGCUCUGAGCGCCAAUGUCCCUCAGCCUUUUGAAGAGAACGAGUUCAUCGAUGCCUCUCGCCUGGUGUAUGAUGGUGUCCGGGACAUCAGAAAGGCUGUGCUGAUGAUCAGGACUCCAGAAGAACUGGAGGAUGAUUCUGACUUUGAACAGGAAGAUUACGAUGUGCGUAGUCGGACAAGUGUUCAGACCGAGGACGACCAGUUAAUUGCCGGGCAGAGUGCACGGGCCAUCAUGGCACAACUACCACAAGAGGAGAAGGCAAAAAUUGCUGAGCAGGUGGAGAUAUUCCACCAAGAAAAAAGCAAGCUGGAUGCCGAAGUGGCCAAAUGGGAUGACAGUGGGAAUGACAUCAUUGUGCUAGCCAAGCAGAUGUGUAUGAUCAUGAUGGAAAUGACAGACUUCACAAGAGGUAAAGGCCCAUUGAAAAAUACAUCUGAUGUCAUUAAUGCUGCCAAGAAAAUUGCUGAAGCAGGUUCUCGAAUGGACAAAUUAGCCCGCGCUGUGGCUGAUCAGUGUCCUGAUUCAGCAUGUAAGCAGGAUUUAUUAGCCUACCUUCAACGAAUUGCCUUGUAUUGCCAUCAACUUAAUAUCUGCAGCAAAGUGAAGGCAGAAGUGCAGAAUCUGGGAGGAGAGCUCAUUGUAUCAGGGCUGGACAGUGCUACAUCACUUAUCCAGGCAGCUAAAAACCUGAUGAAUGCUGUUGUCCUCACGGUGAAAGCAUCCUAUGUGGCCUCAACCAAAUACCAGAAGGUCUAUGGGACAGCUGCUGUCAACUCACCUGUUGUGUCUUGGAAGAUGAAGGCUCCAGAGAAGAAGCCACUUGUCAAGAGAGAAAAGCCUGAAGAAUUCCAGACGCGAGUUAGAAGAGGUUCUCAGAAGAAACACAUUUCGCCUGUACAGGCUUUAAGUGAAUUCAAAGCAAUGGAUUCCUUCUAGGACGAUAGGGUUUCGCAAGAGAGCUUUUUCUUCUUUUCUUUUCUUCUUUUCUUUUGAAUUCCAUUUUUGUAUGCAUACCUGCCGACUCAUAUGCCUCUGGCAUGGGGUAAUUAAGGGAGCAGUAUCUGUUUGCAUGUAAGAUGAGAUGGGAUCAAUACUGCUGAUCCAUCUGUAUAGCCCUGGGAGGGGACAGGGGAUUCCUGUCCCAAGGUAGCACAGAGCUGUCCUUUGCAACAUUCUCAUAAAGCUGGGCAAAGA